Solanum lycopersicum (tomato) is the source of this 2130-nucleotide messenger RNA. NCBI's taxonomy places the organism in Eukaryota, Viridiplantae, Streptophyta, Magnoliopsida, Solanales, Solanaceae. The record is from RefSeq and is a predicted model, not a curated record.
UGUUAAAUAUCUGAAAGUUCAGAUUCUUUUUGGGCUUUAAUUACUGAAUGUAGAGAACAGAACUAUACUUCGGUUGGCUUGGGAUUGUAUGCUAAUGCAUUUUCUUGUUCUGAGGUGUAAUUUGAAUUAUUUGUUCAUUGUGGAAAAUAAUGCAUUGAGAACUGUUUUAACAAGAAAAAGAAAAAAUGCAUAUAGAAGUAGUUUCCUGAAAUGGAGAAUCUGGUUUUGGAAAAUAAUUCAUUGGAACUAUUAGCGGGUGUUGAGAUUGUGGAUAUUCUUAGAAUGUAGAAGUAUUUUCUUUGACGGUUGUGAAGGAGAUAUCCUGCAAUUGAAGGGAUUAGUAAUUUUUGAAAGCCUACAUUCGAUUCCUACGUACAAUACUUGACGUCAUGAGCUCAUUCGCUCCAUCUUGAUAGGUAGGAUUACGUUGACAAAAUAUUCCUUAAUUUCUCGAUUUAGAAGUGCAAAUUUAAUCUCUGUGUUCAAAUUUAACCUCUUUGUUUGUGUUCUUUCCAGAAUAGAUGAAAAUAAUCGAUAAGUUGUGUGUUAAUGCAUUAGGACCAAAUUUCGAUUCUAAUAGAUUUAAAGUCUUGCUUAUUUGUUACAAUAUACUCCCUAAUCUGGCAUGUUUUGUCUUGGGAUAAGAAAUAGGUAAAGGUCAAUAAGUGGAAAAAAGUAAUAUAGAGGAUGAUGCUGUAGUAUUGGGGUUUAUUAGGCUUUUAUUAGAGUAUGAAGCUGUAUACGUGGAUCUGCAAUAGCAAGGAAUCUGCAUAUUUGUUGCAGUUCAGUUUCCAUUUUACUACGUAGAUUUGAUUUAGCAUGUAUUCUCUUGUCUUUAACAUGAUGCUACUUAAUGCCAAUUAUGUUGAUCUUAUUCAUGAUUGAUUACUUAUAAACACAUAACAUUCUGGAUUGAGCUUUGGAAUCUUAUACUAUCAUGAUGCAUGGAGCUUCUAUUUUAUCUGCUCUCUUGUUGCAUGUUAUCAGCUGUCAGAAUAAGAAUCACAGUAAAUAUAAUUUUAAUAUUUGUGGCGAGCAGGUCUGGAGGCAGACCACACAGUUCAUCUUAUUCGAGAUUCUGCCGCAGCUGCUUCUGCUAGUGCAACCAAUGUCGUAAAUCCAAAUGUUAAUCAGGAUGCUCCCAGGGUUGCUGUUCCCACUACAGGGGGGCUGUUUGUCAGAGUCGGUGGAGGUCCACGACUUGGAAGUAAAGGUGGUUCGUUUGGAGCUGGACUUCCAGAUUUUGAGCAGGUCCAACAGCAUGACUCCAACAUGAUGAGAGAGAUAUUGAAUAUGCCUCUAGUUCAGGAUCUAGUGAAUGACCCAGAAAUCAUCUGCAACUUUAUCGUGAACAGUCCUCGAAUGCGAGAGUAUGUGAAUCUUAAUCCCGAGAUCCCACACAUAUUCAAUGACCCUGCUAUAUUUCUCCAGACAUGGGAGGCUGCAUAUAAUGAACUCAUGCAUGAGACGAUAAGAACUAUUCAAUGGCCAUUGAGCCACACUGAAUCGUCUCCUGAGGAAUUUAACAUGCUAAGGCACAUGUAUGAGAAUGUCCAAGAGCCAUUUCUGAAUGCAACAAGCAUGGCUGGAGAUACAAGAAAUUAUUCAGGGACAAACCCGGUCAUGGCUCUUUUGGGAGCCCAGGAACAAGGCAGAAACCGGUCAACUAACCCUCCAGCUACUGGUUCUGACACAACUGCUAAUCCUCCUGCUCCAAACUCGAACCCACUUUAGGAUCCUUGGGCAUCAGCUGACUGUAAGUUUCUAGCAAGUUUGUGGAUCUAAUUCUAUUUGCCGCUAGAUUUAACCUUGUUACUUCAUCUCCUAUCUUGUUCACCAGGGUCUUCUGCAUAUUAAAAGAAACUUUUUAUCUCUUUCAUAUUUCUCAUUCUGGAGAUGCUUUCAUGCAUCUUCACUGCUUGGGUGCCAUGAAGUCAUCAUACUCAUGCAAUUUGUGCUUAGAACUUGAACAUUUGAACACCUGUUCUCUGUAGCUACUUUUUUUCUUUGUUUUUCUCUGGUAAAAAUAUUUCAAAGUUUAGCACAAUUUUGUUAGGAUUUCUUAAAAACAGUUUUAUACUUUUAACUAUAUCAGUUAAUGUCUUAUGUAUGUAGCAUUCAUUAUCUUGA